Messenger RNA from Culex pipiens pallens (northern house mosquito), 2034 nucleotides. It is a transcript of the gene lolal, whose product is annotated as longitudinals lacking protein-like. Bases 352 to 732 code for a protein of 126 amino acids. Gene Ontology annotation, biological process: regulation of transcription by RNA polymerase II. Gene Ontology annotation, molecular function: protein binding. The transcript is spliced from 4 exons. The record is from RefSeq and is a predicted model, not a curated record. Lineage: Eukaryota; Metazoa; Arthropoda; Insecta; Diptera; Culicidae. Gene Ontology annotation, cellular component: nucleus.
GGGAGAGCGAGAGCAAUUGCACACACAUCGUUCCGUCGUCCGUCUGAAAGUGUGUCUCGUCUCGUCGCGCGUUUCGCUUUUUUUCGCUUGCCGAGAGGAAAGAAUUCCAGUGUGACCCGUUAAACCCACGGAAAAACGGUGCAAAAUUCCCGCCGAGACGUCCGCCACCACGUCCGCUAGAGGUUUUCUUUUAUUUUUUGGUUUUCCCUUGGUUUUCUUUCCUGGUUUUCCCGUCAGCUCGGAAACCGGUCACCGAUCUUUCCUACUGCCUUAAGCCGCCCCGCUGACCGCAGCAUCGUUUGACGCGUCCCCUUACGGAUCCAGAAGCAGCAGCAGCAAUCCAGCACGACAAUGGCCGACCAGCAGCAGUACUUCCUCAAGUGGAAUGACUUCCAGACCAACAUGGUGACCUCGUUCCGGCAUCUACGCAACGAGAAGAGCUUCACCGAUGUUACACUGGCCUGCGAAGGACAAACGUGCAAAGCACACAAGAUGGUCCUGUCGGCGUGCAGCCCGUACUUCAAGUCACUGCUGGAGGAAAACCCCUCGAAGCACCCGAUCAUCAUCCUGAAGGACGUCUCGUACAGCCACCUGCAGGCGAUCCUGGAGUUUAUGUACGCCGGCGAGGUGAACGUAUCCCAGGAGCAGCUGCCCACGUUCUUGAAAACCGCCGAUAGACUGAAAGUGAAGGGCCUCGCAGAGACCCCCACGAAUAUCAAACGGGAGGGCUAAGCGCCGUCACCGGUGCCAGAUGUGCAAGAUUACAAACAGAAAGAAAGAAAACAACAACACACAGACAGACACGUUGAGCAGUGCGUCGCGUUAGCCCGCGGAAAACUCUUUCCUCUCGCAGAUUCAACCAUUCUUUACACAGACACUAUUGAAAGGCAAAAAGAAAAUCACGUACGCAAAUCUACUGACACGAUACAUUAACCAGUUGGCAGUUUUUAAGGGAAAAUAAACUCUUUUUUUGAAAUAGGUAACAAUUACAUACAUACAAUUAGGAGACCAGUUUAAAACAAAAACAGUAAGCAUACUAAAAAUCGAGGGGAGAGGAGCGAGCGAUGCGAUCGUGCGUAUAGUAAGAAUAUUAAAAUUUAACACUAAUAAUAUACAGAAACAAGAAAACAAACAUUGUGAAAAGGAAGCAGAGAUAACCGAACUCUUUUCACAUACAUAUUUCUUAGUUUUUACCUUUACCGAUAUAGAGCAACGUUAAAUUCCAAAACCAAUUAUUGAAAAGUAAAAAAAAAGCAAAAAAACAGAGCAAGUAUCUUCCUAAAUUUUACUCAGUUGAUCGGAUUCGAUGAUGGGGAAAUUCGCACCUUUGAGACAAUUUGUAUGCUAUCUUACGUUGUUGAACACACAAGAAAAAUGAAUAAAAACAACAAAAUAUCCUAAAACAUAGACCGGUUUACUAGUACUGCUUCAGAGGCUGUACCGAUAUUUAUACAGUUGUGCAGCUUUCAGCUCGUCAAGGAAAGGGAAAAUUACAAUUGGCACCAAAUUGUCCAGUUUGGCAUCGCGAGAAAUAAGGAAAAAAGAAGAAGUUGGCGCGCGCGCGUUUCUAGUAAUGUGUAAAUAAUGUGGGAAAAUUGCGGAUCAAGUUAAAAACGGAAACGGAAGCAGUGCUCGCGAAACGGGAGGUGCACACUAAAGAGAGGAAGAGAAAAAAAAAAGAUGGAAGAGAGCAGCAAGAGGAAAAAUUAUUAAGAACGGUCUGCGCAGAAUAUAUACUAAAGAAUGGAUCAAUUUUUAAAGUAGGAAAUAUACAUUACUUGCAAGUGAAAGGUUAUCUUUUCCAGUUUAAUUCACACUUAUAUAUUUUUUAUUAUUAUUUUUCUUGUGAAAUCGCCUCUAUUUUUCGUUUUGCAAUCCAACAACACUUACUUAAUGCAUGAUUUAUUUCCUUUUUUGAUCAAAUCCUUUGUCACACUUACUCGAUUGAGAUAUGUACCCGCUACCUAUUAUAUAUUUUUUGUUAGCACAAUUGUAUUUCACGAGAAACAGUAAAUUUCGUAGGAAUUAAACAAG